CUUGUAACAACCUAGAAUCAGUUGAACUCGUAAGUUUUCUUCGCUUUUUUGCGGUUAAAACUUAAAAAAGUCGUUCAACAUACAAAUUUCACUUAACCGCAAUGUCCCAAAAUAAUUUGUGCCGUACAUUUGCAAUUUUUCGCGAAUUACUGCCCAACUUUAAUCCAGUAAGUCACACGAGCAACCCCACGACUUCCAGGCAUGUUUUUCAACAGCAGGGAAUAAAAUUAAGGUUGUCAUCGGGGGUGGGCACCGCCAUCACGAAUUGCGUCAUCAGGAGGCCGUUCUUGCACUGUUCCAACUGCGUUAAAUCUUUCACUUCCACCGUCAACAAUAGAGUUUUGGCAUUUUUGCAUGCCAGACAUUUCCAUUCAAUCGCUGCUCAGAGAAUUCGUCGAGCAGGACAGGUGAUCAUCUUCCAUAAAAAUUUAGGUUACGAUUGUAAUGCCCUGAAGAGGAUCUGUAAGAAUUUAGUGACGCUCAUUUCAAAGCAAACUAUCAACACUUCAUCACUCUCCCUGCUCAUGGGGGCCGUCCUGUUCAGCUGGAACAAUGAUCAGAUUUCUGAUUCUGAACUUCAUCAAGUGACACAUGAGUUUGACUUAAUUCGACAACUGAAAGACAAUGCCAAAAAAGAAUGGGAACCUGUUGUCAGCAAAAGUGAGGUUCGAAUUUGGAGGACUCCAAUGCCAAACAGUGAUCUGUAUCAGUACAAAGUUAAUGGUUCAUACAAAGAUGUGUCAGCUCGAGCCUUCUACAACACUCAGGUUGAUCUGGAGUUUCGUAAGCAGUGGGACAGACAUGUGAUUAGUUUGAAGAUCAUUGACAAGGAUGAUGACUCGGGAUCCGAGAUUGUUCACUGGAUCACUCACUUUCCUUACCCUCUGUCCAGUAGAGAAUAUGUUUAUGUACGGAGGCACGAGGUGGAUGAUAAGAACAAGUUGAUGGUGAUUGUCAGUCGAAGCAUCAGUGGACAUCCCUGCGUACCCGACAACACCAACCACGUGCGAGUCACCGAGUAUACAUCUAAGAUGGUCAUCAGACCACACACUAGCUUUGAUGAGAAUGGGUUUGAUUACGUGCUGACAUACUUUGACGAUCCCAAGUCUUCCAUACCAAAAGUGGCUCAGUGUUGGAUGGCCAACUCCGGCAUUCCUGACUUUGUGGACAAGUUGCAUGAUGCGGCACUCCUGCUACAGUAUGAUGAGAGAAGGAAGAACUCCUGUGAGAAUGUCAACUACGAUGCAACAGGCACCCUGGAGCUUGCUAAAUGCAGUAACGAUAUAAAUAACAAUAACAAAAACAAUACCGCUGAUAAUAAGAUUAAUAGUGAUAAUAAAAAUAAUUGCAAUAAUAUCAUUGAAGAAUCAACAUUACUAGAUGAUACUCAAUUGCCGAUGUGAUGAUUCUCUACUGUUAAUUAAUUUCCGUUGUUUGUGCAUAUUAAAAGUUUAUUUUGUUUAUUCUUGUAAAAUGUUUGUUGCUAUAUUCCAAUGGAGAAAAAUUAAUUCAAGUUGAUACAAUGAACUGAUGUACUAACUAACCUGCUAUAAUUGAUGCUUCAUUAAGAGAUCUGUCUCAUCAUUAAUUCUAUCAGUCUUUUCUUGAGGUAAUAUGUCAAUAUUUGUACGUCUGUCUCUUACUAAAUAUUUUAACAAUUAUUAAAAAAAUAGGCUUAAAGUAAAUCACAUUAUAUUUUUUAUUAUAUGUUACGUUUAUAAUAAUUAAUUAUUAUAAUUAUAAAUGUUUAGUUACAUUAUAAGUUAAUACUACUUUGAUUUCACUUUCUGUUUAAUAUUGUUAUCUGGAUGGAUAUGUCUUCAAAGUGUCAAUGAAUUAUCUUUUAUCUAUUCUUUAUAUGUGUAUAUAUAUAUAUAUAUAUAUAUAUAUAUAUAUAUAUAUAUAUAUAAUAUUUAAUUUAAUAAGGAAGAUCAUUUUUUCAAGUGUGUCGACUAACUUGAUUUUUAUGAAUAUCAAUUUUUUUAAAACAUUUUUUGAAAAGACUACACUUUUUAUUUUUAUUUUGCCAAAUUUGUAAAGUAAAUUUUUUAGUUUACAAAUAUACCCAUGAAACUUUUUAUUAAUUUCUUUUUUGUUUAUUUUAUUGUGUAAUCUGUUUGAGUUUAAAAGGUUUUUUUAAAUUCACUAAUUGUUAAAUUAAAACACGCUCAAAUCUGUAAGAUUAGAGAAAAGGAUUGAUAAGAAGUGUUUGCACCAGCUACGAGUUUUAAUUUGUGUUUGAGAAAUAAUUUUAACUAAAUAAAUUUUUAUAGUAACUC
This is a messenger RNA of Helobdella robusta, 2279 nucleotides long. RefSeq lists its product as hypothetical. NCBI's taxonomy places the organism in Eukaryota, Metazoa, Annelida, Clitellata, Rhynchobdellida, Glossiphoniidae. The coding region runs from base 102 to 1403 and encodes 433 amino acids. The transcript has 8 exons. Gene Ontology annotation, molecular function: lipid binding. The record is from RefSeq and is a predicted model, not a curated record.